Drosophila santomea is the source of this 3213-nucleotide messenger RNA. Its product is annotated as transcription termination factor 2. The transcript has 5 exons. The coding region runs from base 144 to 3101 and encodes 985 amino acids. Gene Ontology annotation, molecular function: ATP-dependent chromatin remodeler activity; ATP binding. Lineage: Eukaryota; Metazoa; Arthropoda; Insecta; Diptera; Drosophilidae. The record is from RefSeq and is a predicted model, not a curated record.
UCCACAGUGUGAACACUCCGCCACAAGUUAUCGGCGAUGACGCAUCUUUCAAAAGCGGUUAUCGAUUACCCGGCGACUACUUUGAAAGAUUAAUGUGAGAUUUAAGUUGCUGCUUUAUUUCUCGUGCUCAAAUACAAUCUGAUAUGGCCACAGACACUCCACGGAGCCCAGGCUCGAGAUCAGACUCGCCGCCCUGUUGCAGUUCAUCUGAGAUUUGGAGUUUAAAUAAUACAUCAUCCAUAUAUGGAAGCAGUCCAAUAUACCCAAUGGAAGCAUCUUCACCGUCAAAUGCGAGCGAGAACCUGGCAGAAUCGUGCAGCAUUAAAGAUCAGGAUGAUAUCCCCUUGUCAGACAGCUCUGGUGAAAUUAACAACCGGCUGGAGCUUGAGCCAAAUAACAGUCUCGAAUUGUCAAGUGAAUAUGCAGACAACGAAUGUGUAAUUUUUGUCAGUGCUACGGAGUAUACCGAAAAAAAAACACAGAUCGAUCAGCUGGUGCAAAAGAUGCUCACAAUGGAGCAGCAGCAGCGGCAACUGGAAGAGACCGGGUCCGACAGUAAGGAGCUAUGUGCAUUGAAGACGCAGCUGGAGAAGCUUAAUGACCGCCUGGACGCCCUGGGCGGAUUCCUGGAUACGUUGCGUGUGCGGGAGGAUCAGCAGGCGAUCCAGAUAAAAGUCUCGGAUCAGGUGGAACAGACCGAGCAGCCCCGGUGGAGCAAUUUGUACUCCGGGCUGAACCGCUAUCGGCAAAAGGCCAACCACACUGCGGCUCAGUUCUAUCAGCACAAGAGCAACAUAAUCGACAGCCUGAAGAGCCUUUAUGAGCCCAUUGAACCUGGUCCUGCAAUCGAUGAGUUGGAAAGGCAACCCGCCUAUUUGUUGGUUCGCCUGCUGAAGCAUCAGCAGGUUGGCUUGAAAUGGAUGCAAUUCCGUGAGCGUCAGAAGAUCUGUGGAGGAAUUCUUGCCGACGACAUGGGUCUGGGAAAAACUCUAUCUAUGAUAGCCCUGAUCUUGGCUUCAGAGGAAACUAAGAACAGAAACCGGGAAGAAAAACAGCGGGUUUUGAAGUUAAAGUGGACGCAGGAGUUUAAUCGAAUGCAUACCAAGAAAAUCCGUAAGAUCUGCAUGUUUGACGAUGAAGAAGAGUCUGGGGAGGAGGAGAAGUACGAACCGCCGGAGAAACGCGCCUGUCAAGCCAAAACUAAAAAAAAAAACAGACAAUUUCGAAUUUCGGAUGAUGAAGAUACAGAAGAAGUUGUAGUGGAGAAUGAAAAGAACGAGCUGUUAGCAAAGUCUCCUGAACAAGAGAUUUUUAGUUCGGAUGAAGGUGAGGACCACUUUUCAAACGGUCGCUUUCCCUCGGCAAACACUUUAGUUGUUUGCCCCAUGAGCGUUAUGUGCCAGUGGGCCCAGGAGGUAACCUCCAAGGUGGCGCAAAAUGCCAUAAGGGUGCUGACUUUUCAUGGACCCAAUCGCCGUGAAAUUGGAAUAGAGGCAUUCAGGAGCUACGAUUUAAUCAUUACCUCGUAUAAUCUCCUAGUAAGCGAGCUUAAACGAUACGGAAACGCUUCCCCGCUGUUCGCCGUACAUUGGAACCGGGUGAUCCUCGACGAGGCUCACAUCAUUCGGAACUCAAAAACCAGUUGCUGUAGCUCUGUAUGCCAGUUGCGAGCCCGUUGUCAUUGGGCCUUGACUGGAACUCCUGUCCAGAAUCGGGCCAUCGAUGUAUUCGCCCUGCUGCGGUUUCUAAAUGUACCAAACCUUUGGGACCUCCAGCAGUGGAAGCUGUAUCUUAACGAAGGCAUGCUCGGUCAUCGCCGGCUUAACUUUAUAAUAAAGCCACUAAUGCUACGCAGGACAAAGCAACAGCUGCAGGCAUCUGGUGAUAUGCCUGCGCUGCCUUCCCUAAAGGUUGAACUAAUAUGCGUACAGCUAUCGAAAACUGAAAUGGCCGUAUACCAGAUCCUGUCUGCCAUAUCCAAAAAAAUUUUUAAACAGUUCCUGCUCCAACGCGAAAAGGGCAACUGUGAUUUAAAUUAUUACGCUCUGGAAAGAACCCCACAGUUUAUAAACGAAGAAAUCUUCGACGAACGGUACAACGAGAUCUACGAAAGAUUCCUUAAGUCGCUUGGCUACAAUCCGGGAGAAAAAAUCCUUGGUAUCUAUAUACUGGUGCUACUGCUGCGGCUGCGACAAUUUUGUUGCCAUCCGGGACUCAUCCUUGGGAUGCUGUGUGGUGCUUUGACCGCCGACGACCUUCAGAGUGUAAAGGUGGAUGCCUCAGACGUGGAGGGCCAGCUCAAGAUGGAUGUCCUUGCGGAAUUGGAUAAGUUUGACGUGAAUAGUGAUAGUGAAGAGGACUCUUUUGACGAGGAGGACAGUACUCGAAGAGAUCAAAAUUUCAAGUUGGAAGUCAUAAAAGAUGAAAUUAAGGAGGAGAACGUGCCGUGGCUUCCUGGUGAUGACCUACCAUCGCCCGGUUCUUCUGAUGAUCGAUUGGUACCAGAUGGUGCCAGAGCUCUUGAACUGCUUAAUCCACAGAAUCCCAUCUUUCAGUUUAUACGCCCUUCUGCCAAACUAAAGCUGAUCAUUAAUAAGCUAGAGGAACUUCUCACAGGCACCAACGACAAAAUUAUUGUUACAUCUCAGUGGGUGAGCUAUCUCGCCAUCAUCCGUAAACGACUGCAGGAUCUAUCAUGGGAAACACUUGACUUUAAUGGCCAGCUCAGCGCCAAAGAUCGCGAGCUUGUGCUGCGAGACUUUAACGCCGAUCCCGACAAGCGAGUGCUCCUACUCUCCCUCACCGCUGGCGGAGUGGGACUGAAUCUGAACGUAGCCAAUCACAUGCUAAUUGUGGACCUCCACUGGAACCCGCAGCUGGAGCGCCAGGCUCAGGACCGCAUUUAUCGAUAUGGUCAAACGAAGCCUACCUUCAUCUACCGCUACAUGUGUCAGGACACUGUAGAGCAACGAAUUAAGUCCCUGCAAGAUUUCAAGCUAGAAAUAGCUAAAGUGGUGGUUCCAGAGGAAAUGGGAGGAGUGUCCAGAUGUGUUGGCGGUGGUCUCAACCUCGACGAGCUAAAGAAACUGUUUGCAUUGUGAGACAACGUAUUUUAAUUUUAAUUUAGUAUGUAUUUAAGAAGUUUAUGUUUCUUGUUUUCAUUUAAAAUUUUCGCAAACAAAAGCUUUAUAGCUUCACCAAAGUGUAUAAUAA